Drosophila bipectinata is the source of this 2099-nucleotide messenger RNA. Its product is annotated as alanine aminotransferase 1. Gene Ontology annotation, molecular function: pyridoxal phosphate binding; L-alanine:2-oxoglutarate transaminase activity. The record is from RefSeq and is a predicted model, not a curated record. Lineage: Eukaryota; Metazoa; Arthropoda; Insecta; Diptera; Drosophilidae. Gene Ontology annotation, biological process: biosynthetic process.
UAGUCAGUUGUUUAAUUGCGGCUAGCGGCCAAGGAAGCUUUGAUUUUCGGAUUUUCUGAUUGGAACUCGCCCACACCACCCACCGGCCAUCGCCACACUCGCACACACACACACACACAGCCUCGCACACUCAACAUAUUAGGCAUAUAAAUAAACAUGAGUCGCCUGCUAAUUAAGCCAGCAACUGCCACAGUGUCUGCCACAUUGCAGCAACAACAGCACCAGCUGAGGCAACAACAACUCGUAAUUCGCCGCUGGAGAGCGUUCCUGCACAACAACAACAACCCCAACAAUGCUGCGGCGAUUGCGGCGAAAACGACGCGCCAGCAGCGCAUUCAAACAGCACUGUUGGCGGCGAAUAGCAGCCAUUCACCGUUAGACGCCCGUCGAUCAAUCGCCACCAGCCCCAAGAUGCCGUCGAACGAUAAAUCCCUCAACCUGGACAACAUCAACCCGAACUUCAUCGCCAUGGAGUACGCGGUCCGUGGUCCGCUCGUCAUUCGUGCCGGCGAGAUCGAAAAGGAGUUGGAAAAGGGCGCCAAGAAACCAUUCGACCAGGUGAUCCGUGCCAACAUCGGUGACUGCCAUGCCAUGGGCCAGCAGCCCCUGACCUUCCUCCGCCAGCUAUUGGCUCUUACCUUUGAGACGCGGCUGCUGGACUCGCCCGAGUAUCCCGAUGAUGUGAAGAAGCGCGCCUGUGCCAUCCUGGAGGGCUGCCAGGGCAAGUCGGUGGGCUCCUACACGGAUUCCGCUGGUCUGGAAGUGGUCCGUCGCCAGGUGGCCGCCUUCAUUGAGAAGCGUGAUGGUGGCAUUCCCUCCGAUUGGCAGAACAUCUAUCUGACGGCCGGUGCCUCGCCUGGAAUCAAGACCAUCCUCGCUUUGGUCAACUCUGAAAUCGGUGGCAAGACCCCCGGCGUAAUGGUUCCCAUUCCCCAGUACCCUCUCUACUCUGCCACCAUCUCCGAAUACGGCAUGGCCAAGGUGGACUACUACCUGGAGGAGGAGACCGGCUGGAGUCUGGGCCGCAAGGAGCUGCAACGGUCAUACGACGAUGCCAAGAAGACCUGCAAUCCCCGUGCCCUGGUGGUGAUCAAUCCGGGCAACCCCACCGGCCAGGUGCUGACCCGCGAGAACGUCGAGGAGAUCAUCAAGUUCGCGUACGACAACAAGGUGCUGCUGCUGGCCGAUGAGGUGUACCAGGACAAUGUCUACGACAAGAACUCCCAGUUCUGGUCCUUCAAGAAGGUGGCCUACGAGAUGGGCGAGCCCUACCGCAGCCAGGAGCUGGUCAGCUUCUCGUCCACGUCGAAGGGCUUCCUCGGCGAGUGCGGCAUUCGCGGCGGCUACAUGGAGGUGCUCAACCUGGAUCCCAAGGUCAAGGCCAUGCUCACCAAGUCGAUAACCGCGGCGCUCUGCAGCACCACGGCCGGCCAGGUGGCGGUCAGUGCUCUGGUGAAUCCCCCACAGCCCGGCGAGCCCUCCUACGAUCUGUACAAGAAGGAGCGUGACGGUGUGCUGGCGGCUCUGAAGGAACGCGCCACUCUGGUCCACAAGACCCUGAGCAGCUUCGAGGGCUACAAGGUGAACCCCGUGCAGGGUGCCAUGUAUGUCUUCCCCCAGAUCGAGAUCCCGCCCAAGGCGGUCGAGGCCGCCAAGGCCAAGGGCAUGGCCCCCGACGCCUUCUACGCAUUUGAGCUGCUCGAGACGAGCGGAAUCUGCAUUGUUCCUGGCAGUGGAUUUGGACAGAAGCCUGGUACUUACCAUUUCCGCAGCACCAUCCUCCCGCAGACGGACAAGCUGAAGCUGAUGAUGGAGAAGUUCCGGGUGUUCCAUGCCGAGUUCAUGAAGAAGUACAAGUAGACGACCCGAUCCUUCGUCGGCUGGCCAAUCCCUGCGCCAAGUCCUAUCCCCUUCCAUUUUCCGGCCGCCUGCCUGUGUUAAAAGUGUCUGAUCCUCCGGCUAAGGAUUGCAUAAGUGUUUUUUUUUUCUCUCUCUCUCUUUGUACUGAUACACACUAUACUCCAGCUUAAUUAUUUUUUUUUUUUAACUCUCCUCUAGUAUAUCUAGUAUCAUAUAUCAAAUAUAUGUCUGAAUUUUAA